This is a messenger RNA of Lentinula edodes (shiitake mushroom), 1544 nucleotides long. RefSeq lists its product as uncharacterized. The record is from RefSeq and is a predicted model, not a curated record. Bases 88 to 1191 code for a protein of 367 amino acids. NCBI's taxonomy places the organism in Eukaryota, Fungi, Basidiomycota, Agaricomycetes, Agaricales, Omphalotaceae. The transcript is spliced from 3 exons.
CUGUCACGAAAUUCCGCUUUUGGAUGUCCGAUUGAUCGGCACCAUAUGUGUAAUAUACAGUAGUUGCAGCAAGACUUUAUAUUCAUUAUGCCUCAGUCUCUCAGAUUACUCAUGGAGGAUUCUGAUAACUCCAAUGAUGAUUCCUUUCAACAUGAUAAUGGCUUUGAAGAUGAAGAAGCACAAAAUUUCGAUGGAGAAUUUACUGAUAGUGUUGUUUCCAACACCGACGGCAUCCUGGCUCCAACACGAGAUUCCACCGGCCGAUUCGUCUCAGCACCACCCUCAAGCGCAGAAGUUGAUCCCACGGAGGAGCCAGUCUUCGGAAGAUUCAGCAGUGAUCAGGAUUUAGGCGAUUGGUCGCCUCUAGACUCGCCCGUAAAAAUUUACUCUGAGCGCCAAUCCCGCUCGCCAAGUCCUACGAAGUCGAAACAACCCAAAACAUUGACCCCGAAAGUCAACCGACGACCCAUGGCCACUCAGCAACCACUUACCAGAUUCUCUGGUGACCCAGAUGAUCCCAUACAACCAGCCACAUUCCUACAGGACUUCGAGGUCAGAAUGACCGAGUUAAUGACCCCACGAGCGGAUUUAGCUAGCCGAAUCAAACCCUACCUCGAACGCGACUCCAGAGCUUGGGAGUGGUAUACAGAGGACCUCACGGCCACGGACCGUACUGGCGCUUGGGAGCCUUUCGAGGCCAAGUUCCAUGCACGGUUCCCGUCGCAGAAAAAGGAAAAGAAGUCAGCGAAAUCAUACCUCACCAGUUUGGAAGGAGAGAGGAUUACACAUGAGCUGAUCAUGACAACAAGUGAAGACACCAAUCAGCCAUACCACCAAUGGUGGGCCGACCGUUUGCUCCGCCUCGCGAAGGGUGCAGAAGUGGAAGCAACGAAACAGUCCAUAGGCACUGUUUGGAAGCACCUUCCCUACGCGCUGAAGAAGGCCAUUGACGAGGAACACGACAAUUGGGCUGAGUUCACCUCGGCGAUUAAAGCGGUAAAAUGGAGUGUCCUGAAGGUCGAAGCAGAGCACGAGGCCAGCAAAGUGGUUCCGAGGGCGGUUCCGGAGACCCCAAGAACUAAGCUCACCAGUAGCUUUGCGACAGCGCGCAUCAGCACCCCGCCAUCUCCUUCACCGGUUCGGAUGAAACCCACUUUUGUCAACCAGGCAGUGAACCGAAAGCCCCGUUGAAUCUUCACCACUCUGGACGAAGGGAAGAAAGGUGUACUGCGUCGUGGCAUCGCGGCGAAGACCCAGCACCCGGACACGCCUGAAGGGUUAUCGGCAUGGAAGGCAGAGUUGCUGGAGUGGGCCUCCAGGUACGGAGUGGAUGGGGCCCUGUCGGAAACCACCAUCGUACCAUUGAAGCCGGGGACGGAGGAGGUUUGCUCCGGGGAAUGCUUCCGAUGCGGAGGACCUAGGCAUGGGUUCGAGAUUCCCUGCCCCAGGCCAGGUACCAUACCAGCUGUGGAAUCUGAUUGGAGAGCGUAUUGCCAAUGAGAGCUUGGAGGAAGAACACCAAGAGUGAAUGCGGUGCAGAUUUU